CGGCGCGGUCCCGGCGGGAUGGGCAGCGGCGGGGCCGGCCCGCACGGACGGCCCCGGCAGAUGCACUGAUGUCUGCCCCUUGCACAGACCCGGCCCACCCGAGGUUGGCAGAUGCGUGGGUGCUAGUGUGAACCCCCAGUAAAAGAAUGAGUGAGAGAGACAUACAAAGCCUGAGCAAAUGGGUUUUCGUGCUCACUCUCUGCCUUACCACACUGUGGGGAAGACUGACGCUGGCCUCCACCCAUCACAGAAGCCAUUCAGUGCACGUGGAGCCCGGCACGUGCGAAGUCAUCGCAGCUCACCGCUGCUGCAAUAAGAACAAGAUCGAGGAGCGCUCCCAGACGGUGAAAUGCUCCUGCUUCCCGGGGCAGGUGGCGGGGACGACGCGGGCGGCUCCCUCCUGCGUGGAUGCCUCCAUCGUGCUGCAGAAGUGGUGGUGCCAGAUGGAGCCCUGCCUCGACGGGGAGGAGUGCAAGGUGCUGCCCGACCUCUCGGGCUGGAGCUGCAGUAGCGGCAACAAAGUGAAGACGACCAAGGUCACGCGAUAGCCGGCAGCCUCGGCGCGGGUCCCCGCGGCUCUGCGGAGCCGGCGGCAGCGGGACGGGGUCCCCCCGCUCCAGGGCCACCAUCCCGGUACCGGAUCAGAGCACCCGCCGAGCCCCGGCUGCCCCGGGGGCUGCGGGGAUGGGACCCCAGCGCGGCUGCACGACUCCCGUCGCUCCACGGCCCCCUCUGCUGCGGACACACUCGCCAACCAAGAAAUGGGCUCCUUUUCUUAUUCUGUUAAAUAAAAUGCUCCGAUCGUGUAAGAGCUGUUGACAAUACAGACAGUGGGCGGUCCCCCAAAAUGGGCUUUAUUCUGAAAUAGCUGGAAUCGUUGCUGUGAGUCACCUUUCCCCACCUCCCAAGGUGUCGAAUCAGGGUCACUGUCAGGAAUUGGGAAGUCAGCGGUUGUGUGAAACCCUCCCCGGUUUGGCUCACGGCUCCUGGCCCCGUGGGUUCCCAGGAGCCAGCGCUGAGCCCCGGCUUGAUCUCGUGUCCCCCGGGGGCCGGGGGGUUUCUCUGACCCCCAGAGCGUUGUGCUUUGCCUGCCCCAGGACCUGGCUGCUGUGACCACAUGUGGCGGAUGUGGCAGUGUGGCCGGGGGUGUCUGACACCCCGUCAGCCCCCCAAGAUGGUGAAAUGUCUCCGUGGAGCAUGAUGCUGGUUUCUCCUUCCUCAGUAAUUGCAUUAAUCAGGCUGUGAGUUUAAUAUCCAUUCUCUGCCGCGCAAGUCUCAGGCACCAAGUUACUGCUUGUGUUCGCAAUUGAAUUUCAGAAUAAUGUGUGAGGGAAGCCCCUUCUGUCUGUGGGUCUGGUGCCUGGCGCUGUGCAGAUGCCCAGCCAGAGACCCAGCCCAUGCCAGGCUUCGCUCUGUUCAUUCAAAAUAAAGAGAAAUGUCCCACCUCCUGGCCCUGAGCUCGUGCCCUUCUCUAGGAGGCACCGUCCCCCCGGUGUGGCAGCUCGAGGGGGAGAGGAUGGGACCCCACGGUCCCGCCGUCGGCAGGGCUGGGGUGCCCAGGGCCGCUGCACUGGUUAGACUGGUGACACACGUACUGAGCAAGAGCAUCGCUGCGGGACGCGGGGCCAGUGCCCCCCCGGGCACCCCAGCCCCCCUCCGUGACCCGCGUGGGGGGACGUGCCGGGGGCUGGAGCUGGCGCUGCCGCUGGCGGGACUCGUGAUUUAGAUGUUUUUGUAACGGGGUAUGUAAUACCAGCUCCAGAUGUGAUGUAAAUACCAGACUGUGAAAUAAUAAAUUCAUUUUAAUCUCUGCAAAGGAUCUUUUCAUCCCACAGCGAAGGGAGGCUUUGGGAGCGCUUCUCUUGCCGGCCAGAUCCGUGGUGGAGGGGCUGGGGGCUCUGCUCUGGCCAUUCCGAUCCCGAGCGGCUCGUGCAGCGGCGGCCGCUCUCAUUACUCAUGCAACUGUCUUAAUUCUCUGGCUCAAUAAAAUCUUUUGGCUGUGACUUACACUCUCUAA
Molecule: messenger RNA, 2017 nt
Organism: Tyto alba (common barn owl)
Lineage: Eukaryota; Metazoa; Chordata; Aves; Strigiformes; Tytonidae
Gene: TAFA3
Product: TAFA chemokine like family member 3
Exons: 6
Coding region: 147-548 (133 amino acids)
Molecular function (GO): receptor ligand activity
Source: RefSeq, a predicted model, not a curated record